CUCAUGGCUUUUUUUUUCCUGCCUUUUCCCCUUUUUCCCCCUUCACUUCUUCCCCUUCAACGCAAACAAACAAACAAACCCACCUUCCUUGUCACACUCUGACUUUCGGCCAAGGCCACACACCAUCAGCAAAUGGAGGCUCAUCCUUUUUACCCUCUAGGGGUUGUCAUUCCGGGCUUCUCUGCCAACACCAUGUCGACGCCUGUUAUCUUGGCCUGGUUCUGCGGCAUUGCCGCUGCCAUUAUUCUUCCCACGCUGGCCAUCGCCGUCCGCAAGAGGCCAGAUCUGCCCAGUAGCGAGAUGGCCACUGUGAGCUGGUUUGUCCUCUGCACGUUCAUUCACUUCUUUCUCGAGGGCCACUUCGCUCUACACUUCAACACCAUGGGUGGCGAUAUGACCUUGCUGGGGCAGAUGUGGAAGGAGUACUCCCUGUCCGACUCUCGCUACCUCACUGGAGACACCUUUGUGGUCUGUAUGGAAACCAUCACCGCCGUCUUCUGGGGCCCGCUGUCGCUCUUGUGCGCCUGGUCCAUCGUGGCCGCCUCUCCCUGGCGUCAUCCCCUCCAGAUCGUCAUCAGCCUCGGCCAGCUCUACGGUGACGUUCUCUACUACGCCACUUGCACCUUUGAGGAAAUUGUGCGCGGAAACAUGUACUCGAGACCGGAGCGCUACUACUUCUGGGGCUACUACGUCUUCCUGAACGCUUUCUGGAUCGUCAUCCCCACCAUCCUCCUGUGGCAGAGUCUGCGCGCCGUCGCCGCCGUCUUCGCCAGGGUCAACAAGCUAGACCAAGAAAAACUGGUGGCCAAGAACGAGUGAUUGUUAGGUUAGAAUGGACGGGGACAGUGUUUGCUUGCAUCUUCCGUUCCGCCGAGUCGUGUUUGUAAGCGAUUCGAUGAGCGAGCAUCAUUUACAACAAUGUGAUUGUUCCGAGAUGGACAGACAGCUUAGCUGGUUGCUGGCCCCGUAUUAGCAUCAUAGUGAUUCGUCACUCACCAUCAAUCAUCAAAAACCAAUAAACCAGACUUGGAGCAAAAA
Molecule: messenger RNA, 1038 nt
Organism: Colletotrichum destructivum
Lineage: Eukaryota; Fungi; Ascomycota; Sordariomycetes; Glomerellales; Glomerellaceae
Product: Putative emopamil-binding protein
Exons: 2
Coding region: 133-819 (228 amino acids)
Biological process (GO): sterol biosynthetic process
Cellular component (GO): endoplasmic reticulum; membrane
Molecular function (GO): cholestenol delta-isomerase activity; C-8 sterol isomerase activity; steroid Delta-isomerase activity
Source: RefSeq, a predicted model, not a curated record